Oldenlandia corymbosa var. corymbosa is the source of this 1748-nucleotide messenger RNA. The record is from the annotation of a GenBank genome assembly. Lineage: Eukaryota; Viridiplantae; Streptophyta; Magnoliopsida; Gentianales; Rubiaceae.
UCUCGUAAUGCGUCAGAAAACAGAAGAGAAGAGACUGGACGUACAAGAGGAAAAUAGUUGGAAUAUGGACCAACUUAUCACUUGAGCCCAUGUCCUCUUCUUAAGUUACAUAAGCCCAAAAAUCUUCGGUGGUUUCAAACGUAUAUUUUUAGCAAUAACCCACCCCAUUCUCUGGAAACUUCUACACCAUUCUGGGCUUUGGGUAGCUUGCGGGUCCUUCUAGACCUAUCUUCAUCUUUCUCCUUCCUACCCUUUUUAUUGUUUUUAUUAAGCAAUCAUACCCCCGUUCUUGUAAGAAGCAUUGGAUUGAGAUACCAAAAUUGUUGCUGUUCGAAUCAAUCAGCGUUUUUUUUUUCCCCUUCAAUAGCCGAAGCUUUUGAUAGUCGCAGAAGGAGAUGGGUGUGGAUUAUUACAGCAUAUUAAAGGUUGACAAGAACGCGAACGACGAUGAGUUGAAGAAAGCUUACCGGAAAUUGGCCAUGAAGUGGCACCCUGACAAAAAUCCCACCAACAAGAAAGAAGCUGAGGCCAAAUUUAAACAGAUUUCAGAAGCUUAUGAGGUUUUGAGUGAUCCUGAGAAAAGGGCUAUCUAUGAUCAGUACGGUGAAGAAGGCUUGAAAGGGCAAGUGCCGCCUCCGGGUGCCGGAGGUCCUACUGGGGCAACAUUUUUCCAAACCGGAGAUGGACCUAAUGUAUUUAGAUUCAACCCCCGGAACGCAAACGAUAUCUUUGCUGAAUUUUUCGGGUUUUCUGGUGGUAGCCCGUUUGGCGGAAUGGGAGGUGCCGGCGGUGGGAUGAACAGCGGUGGCACCAGGUUCUCCAGCUCUAUGUUUGGUGAUGACAUCUUCAGUUCCUUCGGAGAAGCAUCCGGGAGGCAAACAAGUUCAGCGCCUAGGAAAGAACCCCCCAUUGAACAAACAUUAGCUUGCAGUUUGGAAGAACUUUACAAGGGAACAUCUAAGAAGAUGAAAAUCUCCAGGGAAAUAGCUGAUGCCAGUGGAAAAACUUUACCUGUACAGGAAUUCCUGACCAUUGACAUCAAACCCGGGUGGAAGAAAGGUACCAAAAUUACAUUCCCAGAAAAAGGCAAUGAAAAACCAAAUGUUAUUCCGGCGGAUCUGGUAUUCGUUAUAGACGAAAAGCCUCACAGCGUGUUCAAGCGGGAUGGGAAUGAUCUUGUUUAUACGCAUAAAGUAUCGCUUGCGGAAGCAUUAACGGGGUGCACAGUCCAAAUUACAACCUUAGAUGGGAGGAGAUUGACAAUACCGAUUAACAGUGUCAUUCAUCCAGAAUACGAAGAAGUUGUACCAAGAGAGGGGAUGCCUUUGCCCAAAGACCCUUCAAAGGAAGGCAAUCUCAGGAUUAAGUUCAACAUCAAAUUCCCAACUAGGUUGACAGCAGAACAGAAGGCAGGAAUCAAGAAGCUGCUUGCUGCUUGAAGAUGCACUUUCAAUGAAUCUGUGCAUAGCUUUUUUGAUACCUUUGGAAAGUUUUGGUUUUACAUGUAAAUGACAAAAUAUUACGAACAACAUAUAGAAAGUGUAGUGUCUGUUUUGAGGACUUGGAUAUUAGAUGAAACGUUCCUGAGGCUAGCAGACCCAGGGAAAAAUGGAACUGACAGUCAAUGAUUGUAUCUGUCCAUGAUGGGCUACGUUGUUGAUGUUGGCGACGGUUAGCAGUUUCCAUUUGAUUGAUCUUGGAUUUCGAAAUAAGAACAAACGUGAAUGCAGAAUUUCAGAGUUUCUUCC